AUGGAGCAGGACAUAGAGAGCCCUGUCACUAUUCAUCAGCCAAAGUUGCCCAAACAAGCUAGAGAGGAUCUGCCAAAAAAUAUAAACAAAGAAUGUGCCAAGAGAAAAAUCCAGAGGUACGUUAGGAAAGAUGGGAAAUGCAACGUCCACCAUGGGAAUGUCAGAGAGACUUACCGUUACUUGACUGACAUCUUCACUACAUUAGUCGAUCUGAAGUGGAGGUUCAACCUGUUGAUUUUUGUCAUGGUUUACACUGUGACCUGGCUCUUCUUUGGAAUGAUCUGGUGGCUAAUUGCCUACAUGCGAGGAGAUAUGGAUCAUAUAGGAGACAGCACGUGGACCCCAUGCGUCAGCAACCUCAAUGGGUUUGUCUCAGCCUUUUUAUUCUCAAUCGAGACAGAAACCACCAUUGGGUAUGGUUACCGGGUCAUCACGGACAAGUGUCCUGAGGGAAUUAUUCUGCUCUUAGUGCAGUCUGUUUUAGGUUCUAUCGUCAACGCUUUCAUGGUUGGCUGCAUGUUUGUGAAAAUAUCCCAACCCAAGAAGAGGGCAGAAACCUUGGUUUUUUCUACAAAUGCAGUUAUUUCCAUGCGGGAUGGAAAGCUGUGUCUGAUGUUCCGAGUAGGAGACCUUAGGAACUCACACAUUGUAGAGGCAUCAAUACGAGCCAAGUUGAUCAAAUCCAAACAGACAAAGGAGGGGGAAUUUAUACCACUCAACCAGACAGAUAUCAACGUAGGUUAUUACACAGGGGAUGAUCGUCUCUUUUUGGUUUCACCACUGAUCAUCAGCCAUGAAAUUAACCAGCAGAGUCCUUUCUGGGAGAUAUCCAAAGCCCAGUUGCCCAAAGAGGAGCUAGAAAUUGUUGUAAUCCUAGAAGGAAUGGUGGAGGCAACAGAUCUGAGCUCUAGACCUUCUACCAGCUUCGUUGCCCGUCUCUGGACAUGCUUCAGCACCUCAAUGUCUUUAUCGUAG
Molecule: messenger RNA, 975 nt
Organism: Eurypyga helias (sunbittern)
Lineage: Eukaryota; Metazoa; Chordata; Aves; Eurypygiformes; Eurypygidae
Gene: KCNJ6
Product: potassium inwardly-rectifying channel, subfamily J, member 6
Exons: 2
Coding region: 1-975 (324 amino acids)
Biological process (GO): regulation of monoatomic ion transmembrane transport; potassium ion import across plasma membrane
Cellular component (GO): plasma membrane
Molecular function (GO): G-protein activated inward rectifier potassium channel activity
Source: RefSeq, a predicted model, not a curated record